Messenger RNA from Cladophialophora carrionii CBS 160.54, 756 nucleotides. RefSeq lists its product as uncharacterized. Bases 1 to 756 code for a protein of 251 amino acids. NCBI's taxonomy places the organism in Eukaryota, Fungi, Ascomycota, Eurotiomycetes, Chaetothyriales, Herpotrichiellaceae. The transcript is spliced from 4 exons. The record is from RefSeq and is a predicted model, not a curated record.
AUGGAGCCGGUGAAUAUUGAACAAUCUGCUAAUCUUAUUUCUACCGCCCCAACCACAAACGAGGAGAAGCAAACACCUUCAGACGCGGGCCCUGCAACCGAAUCCUCACCCUUACCGCCCAGGACGAGCAGGCCCAGGCAAGGGAGCGCUGGAAGAAAGCGAACAAACGAAGAAGCCUGGCAGCCUGGCGAGACUCCAGCGACGAGCCCUAAAACUGCAAGAUUCAAAAGAUCUCUCACUCUCCUUGUCAUGCCAGAAUCAGAAGUGCAGCGUGCUCAGGAGCACCCAACCCCGACAACUGGAGAGGGGGCUCAGACUCAACGAUCUGUUAUCGCUGAUAGAGAGGGAUCGGCUUCAUUCCCUCCUCGCAACAGCUUUACCAAGCAGAUUCACGACUACCAACAACAACUGGAACUUGAGUAUCAGCAGUUUGAACAGUCUCUAAAUGAGCGAGACACAGCGGCCGACCUGGACGCCAUGAACUGGGAAGACCUGGAGACACGUUACAAUGACGAGAUGACACCUUGUAUUAUUCGUGAGAAGGAAGUUAUGGACGAGAUCAACGCUCGCUUUGCGCAAUUCAUGCUGUACUUGCAGGUAUCGAACGACCAUGAGGCUGAAAGAGCCGUCAAGAGACUUCGAACGCGGAUUGCGCUCGCUCAAAACUCAGAAGGACUACUGGCCCAAAAGCAAGCCCACCAUAUGAAGGUCCUGGAGGCAUUCCACAGUGCAAUGGCUCUCCUCGGCAAUGUUUGA